AGCAGCUCGAUGGUCAACAAUCGAGGGAGCGUGGACAAUCAGUAAGCUGCAUACUGCGACACAGCACUGGCCCGACUAGCCAACUAGUAACUAGGCCAUGUGCGCCUGUGGCUGGACAUCAUGUACAAUCAGAAGCAGGAUUGCCCGCCACCAGAUGCCUUUGCGCAGGAACGGCCAAUCGAGUCGCUGCCUUCCACGGAUCCUUUGCCCUUCGAAUUGCGCGUGGCUGUUUUCAAGGUGGUGGAUAUCCAAUCCCCUGAGGGCAUCUCCGAGCCUUCAGUGAAGGCCAGCGGCAAGAUGACCUUGGAUGAUGGGAAAGACCUCUACGAGGAGACGGACACACACUUUGGCUGUGAUGAUGGAACUGCGACGCUGAACUGGAGAUUAAUCUUCAAAAAUGUCAUGAUCCCAUGCAAGCAGCCCAGGCUGACAGUGCAGAUCUGGAACGACAACAUGCUGGCAUCUGAUGAAGUGUUGGCCGAGGUGACAUUGGAUUUCUCCAAAGACUUUCUUCUUGCACGGAAGAACAACACUGCGGUGGACUUCCCAAAGGGCUCGCUGUUCAUGUACCACCCGGCCUUUCCAGGGGAGGUCAGAGGGGUCAUUGAUUUGGAGGCGAUCCUGUUGCCCGCCGAUGAGGUUCGGGAGCGCCCACAAGGAGCCGGCCGAGAUGAGCCCAACGACGACCCGUUUCUCGAUCCCAAUGACCCACACUUGGUGGCACAUCGCAGUCGAAUUGCAAACAUGAAGAUCAUCAAGAAUGCCAAAGCACUGGCUGGAGGUUUGCUUGCUGGAGCUCAACUCUUACUGAUGUUGAAGCUCCUGGCCAUGGGAGCCAGUGGCCUUUUUGCUGCCAUCAUGUCCAUCAUUAUGGUCACCCGCCAAUGACAGGAGCACAGGUGGUUGGGCAUGGAGAAGAACCGAUGCAUACAGUUUGACGUCAAGUUGUUCGAUUUGCACAGGUGGAAGAUGAAUGCGGGCACGUCCGCUGUGCGAUGUUAAUCUACCAUCCCUGCGGUGCGGGCACGACUAUGCUAGAGUUGGCCUGAACCGGACGCCAGUGACAGACGGACCUGGGUGCGGAUUUGGUGCUUCCGACCGAAACCAACCCCAGAGUUGGCAAUAUCAG
Molecule: messenger RNA, 1129 nt
Organism: Durusdinium trenchii
Lineage: Eukaryota; Dinophyceae; Suessiales; Symbiodiniaceae
Source: the annotation of a GenBank genome assembly